AUGGGAGUACCUGCGUUCUACCGAUGGCUGGCGGAGAAGUACCCGAUGGUGGUGGUGGACGUGGUGGAGGAGGAGCCUGUAGUGGUGGAGGGUGUCUCGAUUCCCGUCGACACGUCCAAGCCUAACCCCAAUGGCAUCGAGUUUGACAACCUCUACCUCGACAUGAAUGGCAUCAUCCACCCCUGCUUUCACCCCGAGGACAGGGUAAGCGCGGAAGCAUUCAUGGGCUUCUUUGUUUUCUUUUCGAAACCAUUUUCUUCUUCUCUGGCAGCACUGUGAAAAAUUGUUUUAGGAAUUUGGUAUAUCCUUAUACAUUUCACUGACGUGUGCGGCAUCAAAAAUUAAAUGUAAGAAGAGGGAAAAAAUGUCUUCGAUGGAAGUUCUGGCGGUUAUAGGAACAUAUUCUGGGGUCAAUAUGCCAAGAGUAUGAUUAAGUGGGGAUCCCUUGUAAACGCGUGGAAAUUUUUCUGAGUUUUUGUUCCAGUUUGCUCAGAGUGUAUGAAUUGAUGGGCCUCAGCUAUGCAGAAUAAUUCAUUGAGAAAAUAUUUUGCGAAAAUGUUCAGCUGUUUGGUACUAUGUGAAUCUUUGCAUUUUUUUUAUGCCGAGUGUUGAUCCAAGAAUUUAAGUGUUUGCUGACUUUGUUUUGGAUGCUUCUAAAGCCUGCGCCAACAACGUUUGCUGAAGUCUUCCAGUGCAUGUUCGACUACAUUGACAGAUUAUUCGUGAUGGUUCGGCCUAGAAAGCUUCUUUACAUGGCUAUUGGUGAGUGCAAGUUACUGUUAUCCUGAACCGGUGUAUUGUCAGUCAGUUGACAAGAAUGGUACAAAUGGUAGCUGUAGUUUAUCCUUAGCUCUGUACUCAUGGAACGUAUGAUCAUAUUCAGUAGCUUCAAUCGGGAUCCCAAGCAUGUGAUUGAUAUUUUCAUAAGUAGAUUUGGAUACAUCUGCACAUAGAUUCAGCCCCACAUCUGAAUGAAUUAGCUAAGUUUUACAUUUUUUUGGUGUUCUAGUUUAACAUGUUUUUUGCUGGGUUGUAGUGAUGUAUGUGUUGAAUUUUCUCUGUAGAUGGUGUCGCACCUAGGGCGAAAAUGAACCAGCAACGGUCUAGGCGUUUCAGAGCGGCUAAGGAUGCAGCAGAAGUGGUGGGCUCCUAUUUUUCAUAACGUCUUACUCUACUCUCUCUUGCUCCGUGACAAAGAUUUAACACUAAAUACAAGUGAUACGAUUUAACUAUGCACUUCGUUUUCUUCAGGCAGCAGAAGAGGAGAGAUUACGUCAAGAGUUUGAGAGCGAGGGAAGAAAACUUCCUCCCAAACAGGAAUCUCAAGUUUUUGAUUCUAAUGUUAUCACUCCUGGGACUGAGUUCAUGGCUGUCCUAUCGGUUGCGCUUCAGUACUAUAUUCAUUUGAGGCUGAAUCAUGAAGAAGGAUGGAAAAAUAUCAAGGUAUGAAUUUUGCAUCUGCACAUGCUCAUAUGUUGGUAACACAAGUUACCUUUGUUUUAAUAUUCGUUUAUAUUGAUGCAAUUGCUUCAGAGAGCUGCUUAUUAGUAAUAGUAACAAAACCUGGUCUUUGCUUAUUGUGUAAUUUCUUGAAGGUUAUCCUUUCUGAUGCAAAUGUUCCUGGUGAAGGGGAGCACAAGGUUAUGUCCUACAUUCGCCUCCAAAGAAACCUACCAGGCUAUGACCCAAACACUCGCCACUGCUUAUAUGGUCUGGUAUGUUAUUUUCUUCAUUCUUGCCCAAGUACCUUCUGAAGAAAGGAGAUCUAAGUUACAUAAUUUCAACCAUGAAUUUAUUUCCACGUUGGGGCAGCAUAUGUCAUUGUGAUUUUACUAUAAACUACAUGCUACCUUGUUUAGGAUUGAAAAGGCCUUCCGGACUCUUGUGUUUCUCAGCUGUCUAUCUUCUGAAGAAUUCGGAGUUGACUUUUUACAAAAAAAAACUCAAGCAUCAUAGGGAGAGACAUGUUAAUAUGACGUUGUCCUUUUUCUGAAAUUUUCUAUUAACCAAUUUUUUUGUUUAUACUGUCAGCAUAUUUAGUUGUGUUAAUGGGCGUUGUAGGCUCUAAUGGCCUCUCUUGUAUUGACCUAGUAUAGUUGUCCCUCUCUUAUGUAUAGUAAGUUUGCUUUCUCUAUCUAGCAUGGUAGCAUAGGAGGUUUAGACAAGAAUUUCAGUUUGACACUUAUUCCCUUACGGUUUCCUCCAGUGUCUUGCAUGUUUUUGUGGCGAACCUGUGCCCUAUUUCCUAAUCUAUGUACAGCCAUAUGCCUUAUAAUACAUGUCUAUGGGUGAUCUUUGUGGUAACAUGUCUUUGUGGUAGCAUAUAUGUAAUCCAUCUAGCAUAUGCCUAAUCUAUCUAGCAUGGUAGCAUAUGCCUUAUAAAAAUCAGCAUGGUAGCAUAUGUCUUUGUGGUGAUCUUGCUUUCUCCUACUUAUUCCCUCAGUCUCUGGGUGAACUCUUUCAAUACAGGUUGUGCAUGAUAUUCCGCUGUUUUAUUGUGUCUGUUGUCCGUCAACGCCUUAAGUUAUUAGUUGCUGCUGUAGUCAAUCGAUGGACUCACUGACCCAGUUCUUUCAUUGCUUUUCUCCUGCUCUGUUGCUGGUGGAAAACUGCAUCUUUGCCCAUGCAAGCAAACUAUCUUUCGCCUCGUUUACUCAACCUUACUUUGACAACGGAAAGUCUAAAAAAUUUAGGGUUUCAUCAAGCCGCUCAUGUGAUUUACAUGCAACUUUUUCACUUUCCUUAUCCAUAUCUUGGGUUGUGAACGAGCCUAGAUCCCAAAUGCGGUUUGCCUCUUUGCUUUCUGUUUACUCUCAGAAUGGUUUGAACGAGUUUUACUUGCUUAGUUGUUUGAUUCGUAUCUUGCUGCUAUUAAAUACCUCCUAGUCCCAUUCUUGCAUCUUCUGCUUAAUAUAAAGUCUUUCCCUGCACAUCUAUUUACGAAGUCAUUAAGCAUUUAUUUCUCAAUUUUAUGUGAUAAAGCUGAUGUACUAUUGACUUGUAAGCUCCUUGAUGGGAAGUGUUCAAAUAGUUGGUCGUCUUGUGCUAGUAGCCUGGUAUCCCAAAUGAUGUAUCCUUAUGUGAACCAAGCAUAGUCAUCCCCUCUUGUACUAAUUCCAUAAUUAUUCUAUCACGAAGAUGUACGAUAAUGAAUUUUAGUUAUGAUGGGUGUUUUGUUUUGGGAUAGGUAUAUGGUGAUUUUUUAUUGGUUUGGAUGCCCAAAAGUUGCACAUUUUUGUUGGUCUAUGUUUCGAGAAUGUAAUCCAAAAUAUGUUCUUGUGGCUUGUACUGAAUUUUAGUUAUCUUGAUACCGACUUGUGCAUAGUGAAGUUCUAAUCAUGCCAGCUUUGGGUGCACAAAAUGCAUUUUCUCAAACUUGUAUAUUCGAUCGUAGUUACUAGCUUUUGUGCAUCUAUGUAGGAUGCAGAUUUGAUCAUGUUAGCCUUGGCCACGCACGAAGUGCAUUUUUCAAUCUUAAGAGAGGUCAGUGUUUACUAUCAUUUUUUAGUCAAUUAAUUAUGUCUAGGGAAAUUGACAUUUGAACAUGAAAAGUUUCUUCCUUGGAUUAUAGUACAUGUAACAUAAUAUGGAGGAUAGGUAUCCCAGAUUCUGUUUUCUAUGGAAAUGAACUGAAAAAUGCAAUCAUUCCUGAUUUUCUGGAUUGACUCUUUCAGAUCGUGUUCACACCUGGCCAACAAGAUAAGUGCUUUUUAUGUGGUCAAAUGGGUCAUUUGGCAGCAGAUUGUCAAGGAAAAGCAAAAAGAAGAUCUGGGGAAUUUGAUGAAAAGGGUGAUGAAGCUUCUGUUGUGAAGAAACCCUACCAGGUCGGCUUUUAGGUUUCAUAUUAGUCACACAGCAUCUACAGAUGCCUCUAUUUCUGGCAAUUAACUUGUUACUUCUUCACUCAUCUGUCGUGUCUUUACAAUUUGUUGCAGUUUCUUAAUAUCUGGACCCUUCGGGAAUACCUGGAUUAUGAAUUUCGAAUCCCUAAUCCUCCUUUUGAGAUUGACCUGGAGCGCAUUGUGGAUGAUUUCAUUUUCAUAUGCUUCUUUGUUGGCAAUGAUUUUCUUCCACACAUGCCUACACUUGAAAUACGUGAGGUUUGUUUCUACUUGUUUUUUUUUUAUUUACAUUUUCCUCUCCUUAACUGUUGAUGGAUCCAUGACUUGUUAGUUUUGGCUAAUAACCUUGGCUCGUGCUAUCUAACUAAAUAACUCCACAUUACUCGUUUAAUGAUUCUUCACGUUUUUUCAUCUUACAAUUGUGCAUUUUGAUGUGCCAGCUUCCAAGUGUACAAGAAGUAUGGUGUAGUAUUUUUUUAUGUUGUAACAUCUGAAACUUUUUUGCUCAUAGGGUGCAAUAAACUUGCUUAUGGCCGUGUACAAAAAGGAGUUCAAGGCAAUGGGUGGUUAUUUGACAGACUCGAGCAAGGUUCCAAAUAUUUGUGAUUAACUUUGAUAGGUGUUCCAUUUGGUUUUCUCUUCAAGAGAUUUUUCUUUGUUCCUCCAUGAUAUUUGAUUUUGCCACUAUUUUUUUGUUUCCUCAACAGCCAAAUUUGGAAAGAGUUGAGCAUUUUAUACAGGCUGUAGGAUCCUAUGAGGAUAGAAUCUUCCAAAAAAGAUCUCGCUUACAUCAGGUUGGCCUUGUUUCCAAGUCUGUUAUUUGAUAAUUCAGCAUGGAUAAUUUCCAUCUUCCAAGAAUUACUUCGUCAAUUUCGAAUAUCUUUAUCAAGUGAUGGUUUUUUUUUCUUCCCACUUAUAAUUUCUGAAGCAGUCGAGGCAUUAUCUUUUCCAAUUGUUUUGACAUCUAAUGACCAAUAGUCCAAAGCACUGGAGGACAUUGUGUAAAGUUUAUUUUCAUAAAUUGUUACAUAUACUUUAUAUAAAAAACAUUGACUAAUUGAGUGUACGAGAUAAUGGAAGGCUAUGAAUUGUUAUUAGGAAGCUUGUGUACAUUUUGUAAUCAUUUCAAACCUCUGGUUAUGAUUUUUUGCGAGGGUUUUUUGUAUUCGAACAUCCGAGGAUGAUCCUAUUCAUGUGGCAUAUUUAGCCGAAUAAGAAUGGGCGUUUGUGUUACACAUUAAGCUGAACACAUGGCUGUCCGUUUGCCCAUUCUUGUGAGGCCUAUUAGCUUACUUGAAAUUAGUCGUUGCUUAAAUUUCUCACCUAGUCAUCAAGCGAAUGAUGUAGCAGACAAUUUUUUGGUCACCUUGGAAUUAUGACUUCUAAUCUAUCUAAUCUAGCGCUAGGAUCUUAAUUGGUUGGUACGACAACGAUCGCACAUUAUUGAGCCUCAUGUGUCCGUGUGUGUUUUGGUCUUUGGUUACCAUGAUUUUAAAAUCUUAAGGAUAAGUAUGGCCUUGGUUUUCAUGAUUCUUUAUGGAUUCUUCAGCGGAAAAGAUGAUUCCUUCCCGUUUGUCUUGUGUGUGUAAAUGAUGAAUAGCUUCUAGGUUCUGUUCUGUUAACAGUGGGAAAGAGGAGGCAAUUAUUUCUGCUAUAAAUUCUGUAACAUUCUUUUCAUUUUCUAUCAUUCUGUUUCUCAAGGGAAAAUGCAUUCGUGUCCACUAUAUUUUCCUUCAAAAUAAUAUCAUCAGGUUCUGUAGGUGUUCAUGUUUACCUCCUAAUUUGUUGUCUUUUUUCUUCUUUUUUUUGGGUGAACCAGCGCCAAGCUGAAAGAAUCAAGAGGACAAAGGCGCAAGCAAGACGAGGAGAUGAUAUAGAUCCACUAGUCAGACCUGACUUAUUGGUUCCUGUUUCUCGUUUUGGGGGUUCCCGUCUUGCUUCUGCCCCCGCCCCUUCACCAUAUCAGCAGUUAGGGUCUUCUUUAAAGUCAGAGAGCUCAUUGUCUUUUAAAAAAGAGAAUCAGGUUGGACAAGCUACUACAGCGAUGUCAGAUCUUGACAUUCGAUCCAAGAAAGUUGCUCGCAUCUCAUCACAAGGAACAACUAUUGGUGCUGCUCUCAUAGAAGCUGAGAACAGUCUUGAAUUAGAUGUAUGUUUUUCAUAUGACAGAGGACUCUCAUUUUAUUUAGUGCUAUGUAAUAUAGACUUGUGAAAUCAUAUUACAAAUAUAGAGCAUUUUCUUUGUUUGAUUAUAUUGUAUUAUUCAGUCCAAUCAAAAUACGCAUUCUAAUUCUUCUCUCUUAUGGUUGGUGUCAUUUGUAAUCUUCGUGUCUUUUGACAGUUUAAUAAUUCUAUUAUAGGUGUAUGAAAAUAAAGAAGAACUGAAAUUAAGGGUCAAGAAUUUAAUCCGGGAGAAGUCAGAUCUUCUUAAUUCCGAUAAUCCAGAGGAAGACAAGGUAUGCAAAUAUUGCAGCACAAAUCUAUAUCACUGGUCUAGAUUUUUUACACUACUGUGCUACCUACGGACAAGGUCACCUGUGCCCAAAGUUUUGAUUUUACAUGACUUUUUUUGUCUUUAGGUUAAACUCGGAGAGCCUGGGUGGAAAGAAAGAUACUACGAGGAUAAGUUUUCCGCGAAAACACCUGAUGAAAUUGAGUUGAUCAAGGAGGAUGUCGUAAGUUAACUUAUUAUUUUUAAAACUAUGGAUUUCUGCAAUUUUCCUUGGGUCAAUGCUGUCACGAAAAUAAAAGCUUUUGUUAUGACUGAAAAAAUAACGUGGAAUUUUCAUUUAUUUCUCGUGGUGAAUUAUGGUGAAAUAACAAUAAGUGCAAACAGAUAAAGUGGACAAAUUUUCUUGUCAACUCUCUUGGAUUCAAAAUUCCUUUUUUUUUUUUAAACUGUCGAACAUUAGUUUGAUUUUAGGGGUCUGGGGAGGUUUGCUAUAUUAAGAGAUAUUUUGGAACAGUUCUAUCCACUGCUAUCCCGGAGAACACUCUUCCGUAGCCGCAAGCAUCAUCAUGGUAUUGUGGACAAAAGAGAAUUAGACUGUUUUAAGAUGCAGAAAAGAUAAUUUUUUCCUCCAUGAGUCUGAAUGGCGUGAAUCAAUUGGGAACCUGAUCAAUAUAUAAUGUUAAACCCAAGUACAUUGCAACAGUUCUCUUUUGAAGAGAUUCUGGAGUCUUACAAUCCCAACAAAUGACUACCUAUAGGUAAAAUCCCUGAUAUGUAAAAUCAGAUAAUCUGCAUGUACUUACUGGAUACAUGUUAGUACCAGCUACCAGGUUUUUUGUUGAUGAUGUUUUCUUUGAUACCUCUCUUAGCUCUUAUGUAAUCGUAAAUUCUUAAUUUAUGAUUGUGAACCUCUUUUGUAAUUACUUCAUACAGAUAAACAAUUUUUUUAGUGCCCGUGCACUAGCACCACCUUUUCUAGUUCGUCUUUUUUUUGGGAUCGCAGAUUGUUUGACUUCUAUCGUCCCCAUAGUUUUUUUUUUCUUGAAGAAUUUUUCGUUUGGCUACUUCCUGUAGUUGCUAAGCGAUUUGUUCUGUGUAAUCAGGUCAUGAAGUACACAGAAGGCUUGUGCUGGGUAAUGCAUUACUACUACGAAGGAGUUUGUUCGUGGCAGUGGUCAGUCAUUUUUGAACUGUUUUUUAAAUCUUAUCAGGGGCAUCAUGUAUCAACAAAUAACUUUUUGCUUGUUUCAAAACUGAAUGCUGUAUUUGAUUGGAAAUAGGUUUUAUUAAUCUAUAUGGAUUAAACAAAAUGUUGUUCGUUGCUUGUCCUUUCUUAUGUAUGAUUUGUUGCUUAAUGUCUCUUGCUUUCAACUAGAUCACUUGUCAGCCGAAUACUUGAGGUUGGCCGCUGCUGUACACCAAUGUUGUUUGCCGGGCACUAAAAUUUUAUGGAUCAUAUCAAUGUUGUUGGCUUCGAUUUUUGAAGUAGAUAUAGGGUGAUUUGUAAUUUUACUUUCAUGGAAGCGUUCAGCUCUCUUACUUGGGUUGUUUUCUUUAUGUUUUAACAUAUACGUUCUUCAACAAUCUUGAGGACCCAUUGAAAAUGAAAUUUUAAAUUUGGAUUUUAGAAACGUAAAUUAAGAGAAAAAUGGUAAUCAUAUAAACGUAAAUUUUCUUCGUAGUUAUUGUCCAUAAUCAUAAUUAUUUAAGAAUGUAAUAUUCUCAGUUAACAAUGAUAGUCAAUCUUUGAUUCUAGCGAUAUAAAUUUUGGCCAACUAGCAAUAAAUCAAUCUUAUGAUUUUGCCAUAAUUUUGUCGUGGUUUAAAGAUCACCCUGGUGAUGAUUGAAAUUACCCUAUUUUUCGUUGUUAGGGCUUCGAAAGAACGUUUUUUGUGUAAUCAUUAGCAUCACUGUGUUGUUCAAUGUCAAAUGGGAGUCAAGGAGACUUCUCAGAGUUUUAGACUGGCAUGGUGAAAGAUUCAUGUCAUGCAGGCUGCUAUGCAGCUUGCUUUCAAAGUUUGAGUUCUUCUGCUCGUUUUCUUGUGAAUUGCUGGGUUCCAUAUAACUUUUGGAUCCCUUGGGAUGAAUAUUUUGGUGAGAAACUUUUUGAAAGUUUUCACUCAAUCUUAUAAAAGGAACAUAAGAGGAAGAUACUGGUCAUCCGAAAAGAGGGUAUCAUGAAUUUUUAAGUAAGCAUGCUUGUAAGUGCCGACUGUUAACUUUAAAGUUGACGACUUUGAGACUGUUUAUUGCGAUAUAUAUAUAUAUAUAUAUAUGUGGACCCACCCACUUGAACAGUUCUUGAAUAUUUCUUGACUUGGGGCUCUUUACGUAUGCCUUGUCAUCCUCGGUUGUACCCGUCCAUAUAAAUGGACAUCUUUGAGAGACCUCAAAGCGUAAAAAAAUUGUUUAUGUGCCAAGUGCUACAUUUUUGUGGUUGAUGGCCCUUGUUCAAUGCUAAAUAUGCCUGUUCCACUUUUAACCAAAUGAAUCAACUUUGUGUACUGUUUAGCAUCCUUCCAUGUGUUUUUCUCUCGGCCCAUUUAUUUAUCCGGCUACCUUAAUGUCUGAAAUGAGGCUUAUUUUGUGUAUAGUUUGAUUAAUUUGGCAAAUAAUCAUUAAACGUUCUAUAGCUCUAGGAUUGUUUGACAUGCAUGAACUUAAUAGGACUCUAUCUUCUUUUUGUUUACUUUCGUUUAGGUUCUAUCCCUAUCACUACGCCCCUUUUGCAUCUGAUAUCAAGAAUCUGAACAAGUUGAAUGUGAAGUUUGAGCUCGGCACUCCUUUUCAACCAUUCACUCAGCUGAUGGGUGUUUUCCCUGCUGCAAGGUUUGUUUGUCUUUCACUAGGGACGCUCAAGCUUUUCUCUUUUACUUUUAUUGUGACUAAGAGGGACCAUAUCUUUGCAGCGCACAUGCACUUCCUGUUAAAUACAGGCAGCUGAUGACGGAUCCAAAUUCACCCAUCAGUGAUUUCUAUCCUACUGGUAUCUUUUGUAUUUCAGACAAUGACAUUCCCCUAUCCAUACACUUUGUACAAAUCUCUUGAUGGUCUUCUUGUUCUGAUGUCAGAUUUUGAAGUGGACAUGAACGGAAAAAGAUUUGCAUGGCAGGUUGGAUUGUUCAGCUUUCGAUUGUUAAAAUUUUACGCAUGGGCCCAUAUUCUUUUAAAUGCUAAUUCUUUUUGUUUCUCACCCACUUAGGGUAUUGCAAAACUCCCAUUUAUUGAUGAGACUCGCUUGCUUUCUGAGAUCAAAAAAGUAGAGCAUACUUUGACGGUAUGUUCCUUUAGCUACCAAUGCAAAUGGUUGUUUUAUGCCAUCACAGACCUCUUUUUGGCCAACUGAUCGGUUUGUUUAUUUUUAUGUAGGAGGAAGAAGCACGGAGAAACAGUGUUAUGUUUGACAUGCUUUUCAUUAAUUUGUCCCAUCCUCUUUGUCCCUUUAUAUUCUCUCUCCAUGAUCGUUGCCGACAGUUAUCACUUGAAGAACAGGCUAAUGUAAAAGAAAAGAUUGAUCCGAUAGCCAGGUAGUUGUUGACUGUCUCGUUUUAAAUAUAUGCACUCACUUAGACAAAUGUAGGUUAUUAAUUGACGUUAUUUUAUCGUGUUAUCUAGAACUGAUUUUCCUUUGUCUCAUCUCCAAGUUGGAUCGAUGAGAUUUCUUGAUGGCUGUUCUAGUUGAAAGAGCUCUGGUCUUUACAUUCGACUAAAGGUGGUCAAUUUUAAAACAGAUGAAUGAUUCCUAACUGAGCAUCUCGACUCAAGAUGCUAAAUAGAUAAGAGAUCCCUACUAAUGUAGGGAGAUGGAUUCGUUUUGGUUGUGUAUCAACUCGUGUUCUGAAAUGAUGUCGUAUUUUUUAUUUCCUUUGAUAAGUGAUGUAACUCUUCUCCUUCUCUAAUUCGAACUCUUGGCUAUGAUAUGCAGCGGUGGCAUGAAUGGAUAUUUAUGCCUCUGUAGCGGAGAUCCAUGCCCCCCCGUCUUCAGGUCUCCUAUUCAAGGAAUGGAAGAUAUAAUGAAUAACCAUGUGAUGUAAGCUGUUACAGCAGUCUAUUUGCUUAUCAUUUCCUUUCUUCAGGGAAUCCGGUUGUCACAUAAAUUUCUGAUCCCAUCUCCAGAUGUUCUGUCUACAAGCUUCCGGAUCCUCACAAACACAUUCCUAGGCCACCAGCAGGCGUCACACUGCCCGGAAAGGUAAAACUUGUAAUCGUAUCUUUAUUAGUUUACCGUGAGAAAUUUCUAGAUGCCUUGGUUUGAUGAUUCUACAAAGAUCAUAAGGGGUCGUUUUAUAAACGUCACAAAUUUCUGAAGAGUCCGUCGGUUGAUCAUAAACGUUCACUUGGGCAUUCAUGAGGGGUCUUUUUACUCCUGAUGAAAUAUGGCUGUGGGAUUGAAGAGUGGGGUGUGGGAUUGUUGGUAGAAUCUUUGAUUUCUUCUGUUCGAAAACAUUUUAACAGGUAGAGCUGACUUUGAUUUACAACGCAUUUGUGAGCCAGAAAUAUGCUACUUGGGCUGUAGACGGAUCCUGGAAACACAAAUGCACCUUGCUAGGGUAGACAGGCGCUCGGUCAAAAUCUCAGAGCUUUUCCCUCCCAUGGACGACAAUUAGCCUAACUAGAUCCUGUUUAUUCCUUAUUCUUCAUUUGAUGUGCUCUUGUGUCCUUGGUUCACUCGAGAUACGUCAUUCAAAAAUGGAAAGCUAUUCAUGCCGGCGGGAUCUCAAUCGUUGGAUUGCUUCCGAAUAUAGUCAACUUCUCUUCAAGUCAUCUUCGAUCAAACUUGGAUGCAUGAAAUCUUUAUGAAUCCUUUAAAAGGGCAGCUUUUCAGAUGUCUUCUCAUCGCCGAAUAUAUAUGGCUCGUAUAUGUCCUUCAUAUGAUUUAUGACUCAAAGAUUUUAUAUAUUUAUUGAUUUGUUUAUUUCGCUAUGAACAGCCCAGACUUCCAUAUUACAAUGUGAUUUGGAAAUUAUUAUGCUAUGUUGAAGGUUUUUAUUACCCAGUUGACAAAUAUUCAUGCAGAUUGUUACGAUCGGAAACCUGAAGCCCGCACCAGUUCUGUGGCACGAGGACAACGGGAGGAGGCCAUUCGAGAACGGAAGGUAUGCAUACACCCACUCUUCCUUCAUCCAUCACACUCAUUCCAGAGACCAAAAACCCUAAAAGAACCCACACACCCCAUCCCAUCUUCAGGCAAAACCCCCCCGGGACCAUAUCCGGCAGGCAGCUCGGAGAUGCAGCCCACCGGCUGGUCGUGAACAGUCUACAGGUCAACCCCGACUGGAACCGCCCUGGUUUGAUCAACUCCGCGUCAUCGUAUGGAGUCAACAUGGCCACCGCCAUGUACCCUAAUGGGACGCACCACCACAGAGGACCGCCAAGGCCGGGCGGCUACGGCGGUGGCGGACAGUGGCAGCCGAUGGACUCAUCCAACCAUUACCAGUACGAGAGGUCGACCAACACUCGUCAUCAUCAUAACAUGCCCCCACAUCAUAGCGGUGGCGGUCAGUAUGGAAGGGGGAGCUACCAGUGGCAGGCGGUCGGAAGGGGAAGUGGUGUUCAGGGGUAUGGCCAGCACGGCGGGUACCCCCAGCCCUCUUCAUCUAGGCCUAUUCUAUCUCAACCGCCGCCGGUAGCCGCCGGUGAGCCGUACGUCGCCCCUCCCGGCGCUUACAGCCCCUACGCCGGCUACCAGGCUUAUGUAUCCCAGCACCCUCAGCAGCAGCAGCAGCAGCAUGAUAAUUGGCAGGGGAUGCCGAGAGGCCAAGCCCCGGCCAGCAGGAGUGCAUAUGAUAAGCCAACGCAUGGAUCUAACAGGUUCUCCUCCUUGAAGAGAGGGGGCGACGAACGGAGGCACCAACGCCCUCCCGGAUUUGACCGGCGAUGA
Molecule: messenger RNA, 12175 nt
Organism: Spirodela intermedia
Lineage: Eukaryota; Viridiplantae; Streptophyta; Magnoliopsida; Alismatales; Araceae
Source: the annotation of a GenBank genome assembly